This is a messenger RNA of Anarrhichthys ocellatus (wolf-eel), 1893 nucleotides long. RefSeq names its product eukaryotic translation initiation factor 2B, subunit 4 delta (gene eif2b4). NCBI's taxonomy places the organism in Eukaryota, Metazoa, Chordata, Actinopteri, Perciformes, Anarhichadidae. The transcript is spliced from 12 exons. The coding region runs from base 40 to 1746 and encodes 568 amino acids. The record is from RefSeq and is a predicted model, not a curated record.
UUUCUGCCGCAGCAGAGGAAGUUGAGCAGCAUCGUAAACAUGGCUGACAGUGGAGUGACAGAUGGAAUUUGCAAUACAGAUGACAUUGCACAAGCAAAGACUGAAGGCAAAGAGCUGACCAAAGAGGAGAAGCAGCGGCUGAGGAAAGAGAAGAAACAGCAGAGGAAAAGCAAAGAGAAAAAAGAUGACAAGGCUUCACAUGAAGGGGAAAAGAAGAAGAAGAAGAAAGAAGAGAAGCCCGUCAGUUCAGCUCCCCAGCCUCCAACACAGUCCUCACAGAAAGUGCCUGCUUCUGCACCGGUUCCCGUGCCUGCCUCAGAAACUGCUGCCCCGGCAGACAAGCCAUUGAAGAGUAAAGCAGACAUGAAAGCGGAGAGGAGAGCACGGCAAGAUGCCGAGAGGGCCUCAAAACAGGGCAAGAAGGGAGACGUGGGGCAGCCGGCUAGGCAGCCGCCUAGUGAGCUGCAGCCAGUGGUGAAGAGGCUCCCAGAACAUGUCCAAAUGGACAACCCGGACGUUUUAAAGAAACUGGCAAAGAAAUUGGAAAGACAACAGAUCCCACUCCGGUUGGACUACGGCUACAAAGUCAGCUUGUUUUCUCAUCUCCACCAGUACAGUCGCAAAGCCCCUCUAACACAGCAACUCGGCAUUCCCUCCACAGUGAUUCAUCCUGCUAUAGUUCGCCUGGGUCUCCAGUAUUCACAGGGCAUCGUGGCAGGAUCUAACGCUCGCUCUGUGGCGCUGCUGCACGCCUUCAAACAGGUAAUAAGAGACUAUACUACGCCUCCAAAUGAGGAGCUAUCUAGAGACUUGGUCAACAAGCUGAAACCUUAUAUCAGUUUUUUGAAUCAGUGUCGCCCUCUGUCAGCCAGCAUGGGUAAUGCAAUCAAAUACAUCAAGAAAGAGAUCUCCAAUAUUCCUAGUCAAUGCAAAGAAGAAGAGGUUCUUGUCACACUUGAUACACUCAUACAACGUGUUGUAUAUUCCAUAGAUACCAUAGACUUAAUGUUACCGAUACACAGUUUACACCCCCCUCUCAUGAUUUCUUCUUCUGUUCAGGCAAAGAGCAAACUGCUGAGCUGUAUCGAGUGCUACAUUAAAGAGAAGAUCAUCCUCGCUGCUGAAGCUAUUGCCAAGUACUCCAUAGAAAAGAUCAGCGACGGAGACGUCAUCCUAGUUUAUGGAUGCUCGUCGCUGAUCAACCACAUCUUGUGCGAGGCCUUUGAGAAGAAAAGGAAGUUCCGCGUGAUCGUGGUGGACAGCCGGCCCCGACUGGAGGGCCGGGAGGCCCUGAGGCGCCUCGUCCAGAGAGGCAUCAGCUGCACCUACGUCCUCAUCUCGGCCGUCUCCUACAUUCUUCCAGAGGUAUCCAAGGUGUUCCUUGGUGCUCACGCUCUGCUGGCCAACGGGUACGUCAUGUCCCGCGUGGGGACGUCACAGAUAGCUCUGGUAGCCCGAGCCUUUAACGUGCCUGUGCUGGUGUGUUGUGAGACCUACAAGUUUUGUGAGAGGGUGCAGACGGAUUCCUUUGUGUCCAAUGAACUAGAUGAUCCCGAUGACCUCAUUGUGACGCGUAAAGGGAAGACCCAGCUGGAGCACUGGCAGCAGGUGCCCUCACUUGGCCUGCUCAACCUGGUGUAUGACGUGACGCCGCCAGACUUCGUGGACUUGGUCAUCACAGAUCUGGGAAUGAUCCCGUGCACCUCGGUCCCUGUGGUGCUCAGAGUCAAAAACGUGGACCAGUGAACAAGCUGCUGCUCAGAGGCGCUUUCUCUGUUUAUUAUUUUUUUGAUGGGGGAAGUUUGUGAGCUUGAACACUUGCACACAACACAAAAUAUCAUGCUUUGAGCAUGCAAUAAAUAUAUAUCUGAAAUGGCAAAGGCUUCUUUUAAA